GUCCUUAGAAACUGAAUGUGUGAAGUGACAGCGAAACAAACCGUCCUCAGAAACGAACAUGGCUGGCUUGUUUCUGCUCACAUUUGUCUUCGUUAAGCUGCUCCUUCAGACUCAAGGUCAAAACAUCCAUCAUGCAAAGAUUUACAGUGUAAACCGAGAGGUAGCAGAAGGUGGCAGCCUACAGGUUACCUGCAGCACUUUUGGCUAUACGACAAAGAGUGUUUAUUUAUAUCUGUGUCACAACGGUAAAGCUAUAGAGAUCAAAAAAUCGAAUCAAGCAGACGUCGCCUUUAUAAUCAACAGUAUAGAAAAGGAUAACUCAGGCAAUUACAGCUGUGUUUUCUCAGAAGAACGUUUGUUAACAACUCAAGUGACGGGAUAUGGAGAAAACCAUGUCUUCAUUCAGGUCACAGAAUCUUUGAUUCCUGCUGAGAUACGUUUGCUUAAGGCUGACGUGUCCGAGGGAAGUGAUGCCGAGUUUAACUGUUCAACAUCAAACCCUUUAAACACAACCCAGCCCAGGAAGAUGAUCCUGGCCUUUCUCUUAAAAAAUGGAAGAACUAUUCAAGUGAAUACGUGGGAUACCACGGAGACAAUGACAACAUUCACUCUCAGAAAAGUCCGGUUAGAAGAUGCUGGAACAUACAGCUGUGUUGUGAUGUUGAACAUACUCCCUCAUCCUGACAAGAGACUCUGUGGAAAAAAUGAAGUCAACCUUCAGAUAAAACAACACUCGGCAUCUGUAUCAAACAGUAACAGUGGAGAAGUCCGAUUGGCUAUCAUGUGUUUUAUCAUAUUGUUGGUCAUCAGUCUGUUACUGGGUAUUUGGCUAAUAACACAGAAGCGAGGUUUCAUUGGAUGCCUCAAUAAAAGAUGUUUGAACAAUGAGGAGCAGCUCAGAGAAACUGAAGUAGUCUAUGAAGAAGCAGGUGAAGCAGAAGCUACCGGUGAAACACAAAGCAUCUGCGAGCUCUCAGAGUGGAAUGAGUUCUCUGACAGUGAAGAAGAUCAACAUGUUUAUCAGCUAAAUCCAGACAUGGAGGGAAUAUGUGCCGAGUAUGCCACAGUGUAUCAGAGCAAUGGAUGUGAAAGUCCUCUGUAAUGUGUGUCUAUGUGAAUAUUUAACAAUAAACAAUCAUGCAGCUUUUUCUGAAUCUGGAUUUAAUGAAGUGUCUCACUUUUUUCUCUUUUCACCAUUCAGAUCAAUGAUUAGGAAAUUGCAGUAGGCCUAUAGUUUAAAUCACUAUGAGAUGUGAGCACUUUGCUAAUAUAUGUUAUGUGACAAUAUGUUGUUUUAGAAAACGUGAUCUGACAGAACUGAACUUCAGUAUGAUUAGAACUUCUGCACGAGCAGAUACACAAUGUUGGACGUGAAUCAUGUGUGUAUUCAACUCUAUCUCUACCGUCGCUUUACUUCUCACAUGAUGCAAUAUAUUCACACAUGAGAAACAAUGUGAGGGUGCUUAAAUAGAAAUCUGCUGCAGGGUGUAUGUGGUUACUGGUCAAACUAAAAUGAUUUAUAUAUUUACUACAUCGUUUCUGAGAAUCAAGGAGAGAACUACAUACUGCUGUGUGUCUAAACAAAGCUAUAGAGAACCAGCAAACAGCUACGAAAACACAAACAAGACAAAACACUGUUUCCAUUGCCAACGAAUGUGAUUGACUUACUGUUCUGGACUGCGUUUCUUUACGCUACGUCGUUCUUAAGUUAUACCUUAAGCUGUACCUUAUCAUUAAUAUGUGUUUCCCGAAACCUUCUUG
This is a messenger RNA of Triplophysa rosa, 1761 nucleotides long. RefSeq lists its product as uncharacterized. Lineage: Eukaryota; Metazoa; Chordata; Actinopteri; Cypriniformes; Nemacheilidae. Gene Ontology annotation, biological process: cell surface receptor signaling pathway. Gene Ontology annotation, molecular function: transmembrane signaling receptor activity. Bases 59 to 1102 code for a protein of 347 amino acids. The transcript has 11 exons. The record is from RefSeq and is a predicted model, not a curated record.